UCGCGCAACGUCAACGCCCUCGUCUCCUUCCGCCGCCUGCCCGCGCCCGCCGGCCUCGGCUCCCUGGGCGCAGGGCACUUUUUUGCACAGCGGUGUCUCCAGGACCGGCGGCUGGACGCAGAGGGCAGAGCCAGUGCCUGGCACCCCGGGAACCCCUACUGCUCCCCAAUUUUGGUGCGCAAAAAAGCCAUCCGCAGCAAAGUCCUGCGCUCAGGGGCCUACCGGGACUGCGGGGGCGAGAGCCAGCUCCACCAGCCACCACGUGAUGCCGCGGUGGCAGGAUGGGAGAGCAAAGGGGCGCGGAGCUGGGCCUUCCUGCCCGAAAAUGAGAGUGUCCUCGCCGAGAGCGUCUGGGCCUUCGCUGGCAUCACCAGGGCCGGUGGGAUCGCGCUGCUGCGCUGCGACAUCCCUGGCGCCUUCCUGCUGCGUCCCGAGCCCGGCCCGGCCCUGCGCUGGUGCCUGUGGGUGCGGGCGCCCUGCGGUGUGGUGCCCUACGGCCUCCUGCGCACCCAGCAGGGACGCUUCUGCCUGGAG
Molecule: messenger RNA, 534 nt
Organism: Mesitornis unicolor (brown roatelo)
Lineage: Eukaryota; Metazoa; Chordata; Aves; Mesitornithiformes; Mesitornithidae
Gene: SH2D5
Product: SH2 domain containing 5
Exons: 5
Cellular component (GO): postsynaptic density
Source: RefSeq, a predicted model, not a curated record